Entrophospora candida is the source of this 203-nucleotide messenger RNA. Lineage: Eukaryota; Fungi; Glomeromycota; Glomeromycetes; Entrophosporales; Entrophosporaceae. The record is from the annotation of a GenBank genome assembly.
UGAGAAAUGAUGGUACUCCUAAUGAAAAGAAAUAUUUCGGCGAAUAUCCUCAUGUUAUAGUAAAAGGUUCUGAACCUCAAAGGUAUUUUAUUAAAGAUCAAUAUGGAAUGAUAGUUCGAGCUAAAAAUCGGGAAGUUGCAGAAAAAAUAUUAGGGGAUGGGCAGUUAAUCGCUUUGAAUACAUUCCCUGUGGGUACUGCUUAA